Molecule: messenger RNA, 1558 nt
Organism: Prorocentrum cordatum
Lineage: Eukaryota; Dinophyceae; Prorocentrales; Prorocentraceae
Source: the annotation of a GenBank genome assembly
GCCGUGCCCGGCCCGGCCGACCCUCGGGUGGCCCUGUACUGGCCGUGGCUGCCGGGGGGCGAGGCUCGGCAGCGGCAGCUGCGCCAGGAAAUCGUGGCCACACGUGGGUGCGAUGCGGGUUGUUGCAGGGUGGACGUGCACUACAGUUGGGACUGCCUCAGGCGGCUCUGCCAGGCGCGCGAGGAGGCUGGCAAGACAAUCUAUGUCGAUUCGGUCGUCGUGCCAGAGGAUGCGCCAGAGGAGUUGCUUCGGCUAGCGUGGACCUCGUCACCAAAGGUGUACAGUGUGGGCAAAAAGCUCAUGGUGAAGCACGUGUGCGCUGAGGGGUCUGGGAGAAACAGUUGCAUGUUCACCACCAUAUUUCCAGUAUCCAGGCCCUUGGCCGCACUGCGAGCCCCGGUGAUAGUGCUGGAAGACGCGGAGUCUGCCAGCGUCGUGGGGCAGAUCCUCCGGACUGCCUACCACUUCGGGGUGGACUCGGCCGUGGUCUCCGAGUCCGUGUGGGACAUGCUGGGCGGCCGCGCGUGCCGCGUGUCGAUGGGCUGGGCAUACCACCUGGACUUCCACGUCGCGCUCUCCAUGCCCACCGCGCUGCGCGGCCUGCGGGCGCGGGGCGUCGAGCUCUUCGCCGUGGCGCCCGCGAGGGGCCCCUGCGCGGCCGGCCCCCGCGCGGCGCACCGCGGCGGGUGGGGGCUGGUGGUGGGCCGCGGCGGCGCGCCCUCCGCCGCGGCGCUGGCACAGUGCGGCGGCCGCGUGCCCGUGGCCCUGCGCCGGGAGGGGGGCCUGGCCGCGGCGCAGGCCGCUGCGCUCGGCCUCUACGAGCUCGGGGCCCGCGGGGUCGAAGUGCGGGAGGCGGAUGCCUCCAUCGGGGAGCACGAGCCGAGACCAUUCAUGGUCGCCCGGGGCCCGAGCGAGUCGGGCGGUGACAGGUUCAUGCUGGAAUGCACCGGGACGCACGUGGGCUGAGGCCGCCGCGCCUCGCGCUGCAGCGCCGCGGCGCGAGGUGCGGAGGCCGCGGCGGCCAGCCAGUGGCCGUGCCGGAGGCCGUGCGCGAAGCAGUUGCCAGCGCGCUGGCGGCUGCGGAGCGGCAGCUCGGCAGCUCGGCCGGAGGCACGCCGGAGGCGGCCGCACGGCGCGCCCGCCGCAGGCUAGAGGCCUUGGGGCUGCUCGGCGAGGGGCCCAGGGCUCUCUGCCGGGUGGCAGCGCCUCGCCGAGCCGCUGACGGAGAUCCCUGCCUCCCGGCCGCCCUCUCCGCAGAAUUGCUGCGCGAGCUUCCCCGAGCCCAGCGCCCCACGCUGCCGCCUCCACAUCGGAAGGUGCCCCGGGUCCGGUGGACCGGGACCCGCCGGCAGUGCCAGCACUGCGCGAAGGCUUUCGUUGUAGCCAGGCCAGGGCCAGUCGCCGGGUGCAGCACCCUACGCCCCCGCAGUCAGGCGCUUAGAGUCGAUGCGUCACGGGGAGGUAGGGGCCACGCACUAGCUGCACAUGUUUCGCCGCUCGCGAACGGAUCAAGCGAACCUGACACGCUUGCGCUGCGGGGGGCGCAGCACGGAGCGGC